CGGAGAGAAGGUGGUCCUCCGCUCUCUGUCUGACUGACUCUAAACGGAGGAGGCGGAUUAAAAAAGAGGCUCCCCGGUGCUUUAAAGAUGGAGAGAGGGGAAGAUGGCGGUGUCCUCCGGUCUCGCUGCAGAUCACCAGAGACGCCCCCCACCUCCCCGGACCCGGACCGAUCCUUCAGCUCUUUGGACGGGGACAGGAAACCAGAACAGCAGCAGCAGGGCAACGGAGUCAGCCAUGCUACCAGCAACGGCAUAAUUGAGGUGGAGCAUGUGAUCAGCAAGAAGCUGCAGCUGAAGAGGAAAGCAGAGCACCUGAAGAGCGACCUGAUGCAUCAGCUGGACGGCCACGUGAACGACUUCAUGGACAGUCUGAUGGAGGAGUCGUCCAGCCUGGAGUCUGCUCCUCUCCCCGCCUCCUUCUCCCCCCCGCUGUCCGACAAGGAGAGGAGCAAACUCAGGUAUUUCCGGCCUCCUCACGGUGAGGGGAAGCAGUUCGUCAGUCGCCGGUCCCUCUUAGACCAGCUGUUUGAGGUGAACCACAUCAGGACCAUCUACCACAUGUUCAUCGCUCUGCUCAUCCUCUUCAUCCUCAGCACGCUGCUGGUGGAUUUCAUAGAUGAAGGCAGACUGGUGCUGCACUUUGAGCUGCUGGUGUAUGCGUUCGGACAGCUCCCCCUGGUGGUGUGCACGUGGAUCUGCAUGUUCCUGUCGGUUCUGCUGGUUCCCUACAGUCUGUUCCACCUGUGGGCUCAGACCCAGAGGGGGUCUCACCCUCAGUUCUGCAGCUUCCUGUUGGGCUCUGUGUUCCUGCUCUUCCAGGCGCUGGCUGUUGGCUUCCUGCCGACGUUUGUGGUUCUGACCAACAGCUUCCCCCCCGCCUCCUGCUUCAUCGUCAUCCUGGAGCAGGUGCGUCUGAUGAUGAAAGCCCACUCCUUCGUCAGAGAGAACGUCCCACGAGUCCUGAGCUGGGCUAAAGAAAAAAACAGCCCCGGCCCUGUGGUGCCUCAGGUCUCUCAGUAUCUCUACUUCCUGUUUGCACCCACUCUCAUCUACAGAGACAAGUACCCCAGGAACCCGGUGAUCAGGUGGAGCUACGUGGCCUCAAAGCUCCUUCAGGUGCUGGGCUGUCUGUUCUAUGCGUACUACGUGUUAGUGCGGCUCUGCAUCCCUCAGUUUCGCAGCAGCAGCCGGCAGCUGUUCGACCUCCGAGCCAUGGUACUCUGCGUCUUCAACUCCAUCCUGCCCGGAGUGCUGGUUCUCUUCCUGGGUUUCUUCGCCUUCCUCCACUGCUGGCUCAAUGCUUUCGCUGAGAUGCUCUGCUUCGCUGACAGGAUGUUUUAUAAGGAUUGGUGGAACUCGACCUCUUUUGCUAACUACUACCGCACCUGGAACGUAGUGGUUCACGACUGGCUGUACUGCUACGUGUACCGCGACAUCCUGUGGAUGUCUCGGAAGCGCUUCAGACCGGCGGCCAUGUUGUUUGUGUUCACGGUUUCUGCCGUCGUGCACGAGUACAUCCUCGCCAUCUGCUUCGGCUUCUUCUACCCCGUCCUCUUCUGCCUCUUCAUGUGCUUCGGAAUGAUGUUCAACUUCAUCCUGCACGACCGGAGGAAAGGUCCCAUCUGGAACGUGAUCAUGUGGACGUCUCUGUUCCUCGGUCAGGGGGUCAUCCUCUGCCUGUACUCUCAGGAGUGGUACGCCCAGCAGUACUGCCCUCUGACGGAGCCUUCAUUCUUGGAGUUGUUGAAGCCUCGCUCGUGGAGCUGUCACAGAGAUGCUGGACUCUGAUUGGCUGUGAUCCAGGUCUCUUCACUGCCUCUGUCUUACCGUCUGUUCUCUCUAGUUUCAUUUACAUGGACACUAGCUUACUCCCGCCCGACUCGCCCCCCCCGGAGCAGCCUGCCCAGGUACAGCUUUGAAGCUUUUGUGCUUUUCUUUGCCAUAGUCCGGUUUGGACUGGAUGAAAUAUUUCAGGAUUGCACUUUUAACUUGACAUGUUCUCACUUGCUUGGUUUCAAAACAUAACAAGUGCCACAAUCUGUUCAUUGGGGACCAUAACAUCAAUGCUAUUUUCCAUUGCUGUUGCCGGCCGCUAUUGCUCACGUAAACCUACUGCUGCUGCACCCCCUGUGAUCUCAGAGGCACCCCAAGUCCUUUUGAUCUGCGCCCCUGGUCAUGUGUCUGUGUAUGAAUGUAUGGAAGAGAUCCAAUAAAGUGCCAAAAUGUUCUUUACUCCAGCAGCAAAGUCACAGCGAUGCCUUACUCUCCUGUUUUAUGUCUUCAAAAUCAUCCCAACACACUGACACACUCACAUUUAAUCACAUGUGAGCUUUUAUUUGAUUUCCAGAUGCAUUUCCAUUAUGUUCGCCUCGAUCAGCUGUGAAACCUCUCCUUGUGCCAAUAUGAUCUGAUGGCUAACAGGAAAUACAAACAUCACUCACAAUGGUUCAUAUUUAACAGUGUGCAGUUACUACUGUAUUACAGAUAACGUUCAGUAUGUUGAGAAUGUUAUUUAU
Molecule: messenger RNA, 2516 nt
Organism: Trematomus bernacchii (emerald rockcod)
Lineage: Eukaryota; Metazoa; Chordata; Actinopteri; Perciformes; Nototheniidae
Product: sterol O-acyltransferase 1-like
Exons: 16
Coding region: 88-1788 (566 amino acids)
Biological process (GO): cholesterol metabolic process; cholesterol efflux
Cellular component (GO): endoplasmic reticulum membrane
Molecular function (GO): cholesterol binding; fatty-acyl-CoA binding; cholesterol O-acyltransferase activity
Source: RefSeq, a predicted model, not a curated record